Molecule: messenger RNA, 438 nt
Organism: Tinamus guttatus (white-throated tinamou)
Lineage: Eukaryota; Metazoa; Chordata; Aves; Tinamiformes; Tinamidae
Source: RefSeq, a predicted model, not a curated record
UCUGGAAUUUGUCUCACAAGCGGUCUGGAUUGCUUUUAAUAUGUCAAAAUGGGUCUGCUGACGCCGCUGCUGCUGUGUGGAUUUGCGUUUGCCCAAGUGUGCGGAUCCCGCCUUCGCCAGGAGGACUUCCCGCCGCGGAUCGUCGAGCACCCCUCAGACGUGAUCGUGUCCAAAGGAGAGCCCACGACGCUGAACUGCAAGGCGGAGGGGCGCCCCACGCCCACCAUCGAGUGGUACAAGGACGGCGAGCGCGUGGAGACGGACAAGGACGACCCGCGCUCGCACCGCAUGCUGCUGCCCAGCGGGUCGCUGUUCUUCCUGCGCAUCGUGCACGGGCGCAGGAGCAAACCCGAUGAAGGGAGCUACGUUUGCGUCGCGAGGAACUACCUGGGCGAAGCUGUGAGUCGCAACGCGUCUCUGGAGGUGGCAUGUGAGUAA